AUGGUAUUAGAGCAAGGUGGAGCUACCGGGAGUCGGGUUGAAGAGUGGUUAUGGAAUGUCAGUCGGAAGGUCGCAGAUGGAGCUAAAGAUAAAUAUGAAAGAUCAAGUCAGGUUGGUGAUUACAUGAACAUGCAAACCGAGAUUGACGAGGCUAUUAGGAUGGGUCUAGUGGGUUGCUUGCUUCAAUUUCAUAUCAAGUUAAAACUUACAACAGAAGUUAUUUUUCUAGCAGUUCAUAUACUGGAUCAAUACCUUUCCGUUAAUCUAGUCGCAGGAAAAGAAUUCCCAUUGGUUGGGUUAACUGCUUUAGUUCUAGCUGGUAAAUAUGAAGAAGAUUCUGGGAUACCAGUGGGAGACUAUGUUAAUGUGGCAGAAGGGGUUUAUAGCAAAAAGCAGAUAUUGGAUAUGGAGAAAUUAAUCUUGAGGAAGCUUGGAUGGACUUUAGCCAUUCCUACUACAUAUCACUUCCUCGUGCGUUUUAUCAAGGCUGCUGAAGCUGAUAAAGAGAUGGAGAACACAAUAAUUUACUUUGCAAAGUCUGGUCUGAUGCAAUAG
Papaver somniferum (opium poppy) is the source of this 555-nucleotide messenger RNA. Its product is annotated as cyclin-B1-2-like. Gene Ontology annotation, biological process: regulation of cyclin-dependent protein serine/threonine kinase activity; mitotic cell cycle phase transition. The coding region runs from base 1 to 555 and encodes 184 amino acids. The transcript is spliced from 2 exons. NCBI's taxonomy places the organism in Eukaryota, Viridiplantae, Streptophyta, Magnoliopsida, Ranunculales, Papaveraceae. The record is from RefSeq and is a predicted model, not a curated record. Gene Ontology annotation, molecular function: cyclin-dependent protein serine/threonine kinase regulator activity. Gene Ontology annotation, cellular component: cyclin-dependent protein kinase holoenzyme complex; cytoplasm; centrosome.